Molecule: messenger RNA, 1110 nt
Organism: Trichoderma harzianum CBS 226.95
Lineage: Eukaryota; Fungi; Ascomycota; Sordariomycetes; Hypocreales; Hypocreaceae
Exons: 1
Coding region: 1-1110 (369 amino acids)
Source: RefSeq, a predicted model, not a curated record
AUGGAUAUCUCGACUGUCAAUGUUAAACAGGAUCUCCCAUAUGAGACCUACAGAGAAACCACCAUUGCCGAGCUCGAGGGAUCAUCAUACGCACGAAGCUCUUCGGACUCUGAGCCGCCACCAUACGAAGACAUCCUAGUCAAGCAACAGCAAGCCCUGACUCUGGAAAGCUCGGCUAGCAUCAGCAAUGCCAAAAGAAUCAUCGCAAUUCCCUCCACAAACGCAGACGUGGGAUCUGCGUUUUUACGAGCCUACCCGCCCGCAUUGGCCAAUUCGAACAUUUCAAAAGUCGAGUUUUUGGACUUUUUAGACCAGCUUAACCGCAACAUUGUCCAAAGCCCACCGCUGCGCCUCCUCGGAGCUGCUUCAGACAUUGUUGGAUUCGUGCCUGAACCCACUGCCCAAAUUGUUUCUACGGCCGCUAGUCUUAGUGCCAUGGUUGGAACUUAUGCCAUGUCAAAGAUUCGAUCCGAGGUUGUCAUUCGCCAGGCAAACAAGGAAAUCUUCAAUCCUAGAGGUCUGGAAGUGCAGAUUGUCAAGUUGAAGACAAUCGCCAAGCUCACCAACAUGCCAAUCUUGAACGAAAAGGGAGACGUGAACAAAAAGUCGCCUAUUCUAGAAUCUCUCCAAAGCCUGGCGGAGGCCAACGAGCUCAAGACCAUCAGUGCACAAGAACGCCGCCUGAGGGCUCUCGACCAAUGGAUCUCACCUCUUGACAUCGAAGAGCUCCCGCCGGUUGCUAAUCCAUCCAACGUCCUGAGCAAGGUGGAUGUGUACAUUAGCGAAGCGGAGCGAAAGUCUGCAGAGAAGUCUAUGCUCAAAAAGAGAGUCAAGGUGAACGACAAACACGACAAAGCGACCCAGAAAGCGCUCGAGAAGUACGAAAAUUCCUUGGAGCGAUAUAAUGAGAAGAAGGAGGGCAUUGAUGUCGACGAUCGCCGAGCAAACAGAGAUCUGGAACGGCUUGAAGAGCGCCGAUAUAGGGCACAGCAGAAAUAUGAGAAGGAGAAGGAGAAGGCAGAAAAGAAUUACCAAAAGAAGGACAGAGAAGAGAGGAGCCUCAGAAGAAUUGGCUUUCUUGUGGUUGUCCCCAAGGGCAAAGACAUCUGA